Molecule: messenger RNA, 621 nt
Organism: Cryptococcus wingfieldii CBS 7118
Lineage: Eukaryota; Fungi; Basidiomycota; Tremellomycetes; Tremellales; Cryptococcaceae
Exons: 4
Coding region: 1-621 (206 amino acids)
Source: RefSeq, a predicted model, not a curated record
AUGAUGACUUCUUGUCUUAUGGAAGGCGCUCAUCCAGCUCCCGCUUUUGACUUGAUCGUCGUCCUCAAGUUGCAGGAAGGCCCCCUGGCGCCUAGGCCGUCUGUGCAUCAUUCCAUCCUCACUCAGUACCUGGUGACCCCCUGGUCUCUAUCCUCGGCCCGACCCCGUCUCUCCCACCUAUGUUUCGAAGACUUCCAAGAACUCAUGGAAAUCAGUGGUAGUGGCUUGCGGACGAGAAUCCAGUCGUCCUCCCUACGGUACAUUCUAUGGUACAAACUGCAAGCCGAUCAUCUACCAGACCAUUCCAAGCCCCGAUCCAAAUCCUCCCUCCGCCCCGUUUCACUUCCCACUCUUCACCAGAACAUCGCUCUCCACGACCAGCCACCCGAAAUGCGUCUGACCGCCUUCGCCUUCAAUGCCGACUCAAGGGCUUACCCGGAAGCCUGGCUGUUCCUGGGGAAGGGCUAUAUCUGGAAGAUUGAGCUGGGGGGGUGUCAGUGGGCUGAGGCUUCUAACUCUGCCAACGUUUCCGCUUCCAACGCCUCCACCUCCCCCAGCACUACUUCCUCUUUCAACGGUAACGCCGUCAACGCCAACGCUACUGCUGUUGAAGGCUUCUAA